Molecule: messenger RNA, 1125 nt
Organism: Penicillium subrubescens
Lineage: Eukaryota; Fungi; Ascomycota; Eurotiomycetes; Eurotiales; Aspergillaceae
Product: GFA family protein
Exons: 1
Coding region: 1-1125 (374 amino acids)
Molecular function (GO): carbon-sulfur lyase activity
Source: RefSeq, a predicted model, not a curated record
AUGGCCUCAUCAGAUUCCCACCCAACAAAAACCCUCACCGCAUCCUGCCACUGCCGCAACAUCCAAUUCAGCAUAACCCUCCCUAAAUCCUCCCUCCCACUAAAAAUCCACAUCUGCCACUGCACAAUCUGCCGCUACGUCCACGGCGCACCAUGCUGUUUCCACACGCCGCUCCCAGACGGCGUCGAUCUAGACUUCAUCGCGCCCUCCAGCAAAGAUAAACUGACCUCGUACACGCAUCCAUCCUUCCGCUCGAGAAAAUGGUUCUGCAGUACAUGCGGUUGUCAUAUCGGGGAUAGUUCGUUGACAGGGGAAGUUUCUUGGACGAUCUCGACGGCGAUUUAUGAUGCUAAUCGUGAGGAGGAGGGGAUUUGGAAGUUUAAUUCGCAUAUUUGUCCGGGUUCUACGGGGGAUGGGGGGUUGUCGGGUGUUUUUGGGAGUGUGGACGGGGUUGAGCUUAAGAUGUGGGAUCUGGAUUUACCGGUUGCUGAUUCUACGAAGACGGCUUCGUCUGCACCGGCUACGGUUACAGAAAAGGCCGUGUCUCAAGGGAGCAAUGCCAAUGCAGAUAUACCUGCAGAUCCAAACGAGAAACUCCUCGCCCAAUGCCACUGCGGCGACGUAUCCUUCCACAUAUCCAGACCCAGCCCGGACUUCAUCACCAGCCCAGCAAGCAGCACCUGGCUCUCCCCGCUCGACAAAACCCGCUGGCUCGCCAGCCUCGACCUCUGCGACGACUGCCGCCUCGUCACAGGCACAAACGUCAUCGGCUGGAUGUUCGUCCCCGUGGAUCACAUCACGCCUGCCGUACCAUCAAACCUGCUAGUCGGGUCCUCCAAGGCAUACCACUCGACCGAGGACGUAGUUCGGACGUUCUGUGGGACAUGUGGUGCGACGGUGUUUUACUGGUGCAAGGAGCGGCCGGAAAUUGUGGAUGUUGCGACUGGGUUGUUGAGGGCGCCGGAGGGUGUUAUGGCGGAGAAAUGGGCUGUUUGGAGAUCCGGGCGGUUGGCGUGGCCGGAGAAUGGGCUGAGGUAUCAUGAGGGCUUUGCGAGGGCGUUGAUGGAUGGGAUGAAGGUUUGGGGGAAGGAGAGGGGGCAUGCAGAUGAAUUUGUGGUGCCUUGA